AUGCAAUCAGAUUACACCAUGCUGGAUAAAGAUUCUGGCGCAGGUCCAAGGUCUCCAAAACCUUUGGAUCGUCCAUUAAUUUACCGCAUGCAACGCUUUGUCCUGUUGUUUUUCGUCGUGACGUUCUGGUUUCUGUGGUCAAACGUGGAAUGGCAGUACGAACUGUUUGGAGACUCAUUCUUGGAAGAUGGCAGGUCGUCCCAACCCCCGAAUCCGAACUUUUACAACGGGACGGAUUGGGCCCGAGCGUAUCAUCGCGGAAAUUUGACGAAUGAGACGAUAUUUAUACAUAAGGCUUUUUACGAUACUAGAGACAAAGGUGGCCCAAGAAUCAAACUCCUGGUGACAGCCGAUUGUCCCGGGAUUCAGGAUCGUAUCGAGAUAAAUGUGGAUGGCAUUCCGAUUGGAGUGGAGACCAGGACUUGUACUAGUGAUGGCUCUAGGUAUAACGACUGGCCGAAGAUGGUGCUGUUCGUCGAGUGGAUGAAGCGGUUGGGGGUCGCAAAAAUACUCUUCACCGUCCAAUCGGUCAGCCGUGAUGUCCAGAAAGUGAUUGACCAUUAUAAACAUGAGGGUAUCGUCGAGAGCCAUGGAUGGCCACUACUACCAUUUAAUGAAAAGCUCGAUCCAAAUCACGGAGUCUACUACGCCAUGGACAAUCUAGAUACCCAGCAUUGCGCCUAUUGGACAAAGAGUAAAUAUACGUAUAUUGGAGAUGCGGAUGAUUUUAUAUAUUUAAGAAAUCGCUCCCAAUCAUUGUUCGAUUUUUGCGAGGAAAGCCGAAAAUCGGAUAGGAUGAUGGGCGGACUAGCCUUCAAGCACUACGGCUUCUCGAUGCACCCCGGCUUCGUCCCAUUCCCCUACGGUUUCGACGCGUUUUUGCGCCUUCAAGGCCUCCGGAGCGUUACUGCCUUCAAGAAUAAGCGCGACCCAAAGACAAUUUUCAUGUCCCAACACAUCAAAAUGGCAUGGAUCCACUAUCCACGGCAGUAUCACCACAAUCGGCAUACGGUAGAGGUGCCAAUCUCAAAGGGCAUCUACCUACACGCCAGGCAAGACUUUGACAACAACGACGACCCCAACCGCUUUUCCUACUUGAAAUACUUUGAAGACGCCGAAAUGGAGAAAGGCUUGGCAGGACUUCGACAAGUUUUUCGGGACAUUUUUGGCUCGUCGGAGCCAGAAUACCGGGGCCGCGACUCCGAGGUGGCCAUGCUCAAUUGUAAGAGGAGGGAAAACGCGACUUCCGGCUGUCGUGACAACAGCGUUUCUUGUUACCCGGAUAUGGCCUACGUGGAUGAUUGGAUCUAUACGGCGCCCACCUUGGCCACAUAUUACUGGAUUGAUUUUGCGCGGUUGACGAGUCGUAUAUGGUUUAACCCUCGGCCUCUAAGUAAAUACGAAGUCUUCCGGCAGUACUACCCAAAAAUCGAAGCCCAGCGUAAUCUCUCUUAUCAUGGGUCGAAUUGGGACAAGUCCUACUAUCGAUUCGACAUCCCGAACAACGCGAUAUUUGUGCAUAAAGCGUUUUAUGAUUUAAGAGACCCAGCUGGUCCUCGAAUCCGAGUGAUCGUUACUGCCACGUGCGCCGGAAUCGGGGACGAGAUCGACAUUCUGGUGGACGGCGCGGCGAUAGGUGUCGAGUGGAAGACGUGCACGAAUUCGGUAAAAUGCCCAACAAACGAAGGCUGCCCAUAUUGGCACUACGAUAUUGCGAGUCGGGUCUAUAAAGACCGAGUGCCUGAUACGAUACAUGUCAGUCGCCGUAAUAAUAGGACAGCAGCACUACAAGUGGUGCCACUCGAUCGAUCCCCGUCAAAGUAUUCGAAUACGGUGUCAGCUUGUAUUGGACCGUUAUAUUGGGCAAAUGACUGGCCUCGAGUGAUUCUCUUUGUUGAAUACUGGAAGAAGCUGGGGAUCAAAAAAAUCCUCUUCACACCCAUCGUCGUCUCGAAAACGGUACAACGCGUCAUUGAUUAUUAUAAGAAACAGGGUAUUGUCGAAACCCACGGCUGGCCUCUACUACCUUUUAACGAAAAAUUGGAUCCAAAUUUUGGGGUCUACGUGGUCAGCGACAAUUUGGAUACUCAGCAUUGUGCUUUUUGGUCUUCUAGCCGCUACACUUUCGUUGGGGAUAUUGAUGAGCUGCUUGUCAUUAGAAACACCUCACAAUCCCUCCACGACUAUGUCGCUGGCGUCGACAAGAAGAAAAAGGAUCUAGGUGGUCUCCUCUUUCCCCACGUUGCUCUGGGCUUGAAUCCACCACUCGCCAAGAACCCCUUCAAUUUCAACGAUUAUCUGAAGCUGGACGGCCUCAAGAAGCCGAUCUUAUUUGCUAACAAUCGGGCUCCAAAGUCGAUUUUCGUGACCGAGUCGGUGAAGAUUGCCUGGAUACACAGCCCAAGGGCACAUUUCCGGGGCAGGAGAAAUCAUAAUGUACCCGCCAAAGAAGCCAUCUACUUGCAUGCACGCGAGAACUUUGAGCGGGAUUUUGUGAACAAAACGAUGUUGUUUACGGAUGUGCAGUUGUUUACGGAAUCAGAGCUGGAAAACAUUCGAAAGGCCGCUUCUGAAAUCUUCAUCACCGGCCCUCCAAGUUAUAAUGUGGAUAAGGUGUUGAAAGAGAUGGAUGCUUGCCGGAAAAAGAGCCUGGCCAAAACGAGAUGUCGUGAUCAGGUUGUGUCCUGCUACGCGGAGAUGAUCAAAUUGGAUGACUGGGUGUUUACGGAACCGACAGAAGAGAGCUAUUAUAUUCCUGUU
This is a messenger RNA of Mesorhabditis spiculigera, 2760 nucleotides long. The record is from the annotation of a GenBank genome assembly. Lineage: Eukaryota; Metazoa; Nematoda; Chromadorea; Rhabditida; Rhabditidae.